Molecule: messenger RNA, 918 nt
Organism: Aspergillus saccharolyticus JOP 1030-1
Lineage: Eukaryota; Fungi; Ascomycota; Eurotiomycetes; Eurotiales; Aspergillaceae
Product: RTA1 domain-containing protein
Exons: 3
Coding region: 1-864 (287 amino acids)
Cellular component (GO): membrane
Source: RefSeq, a predicted model, not a curated record
AUGAACAGCACCAUCAGCAGCAACUACAACGAUGCAGUCGUGUUCGCCUUCUACCGCUACGACCCCAGCAUGACUGACGCCAUUAUCUUCACCAUUCUAUUCACCAUCACAACGAUCUGGCAUAUUCUCCAACUCUUUCGGACCCAAACAUGGCACUUCAUCCCAUUCACAAUAGGGGGCAUAUUCGAAAUAAUCGGCUACAUCGGACGUGGAAUGUCUAGUCACGAAUCUCCAAAUUGGACCCUAGGCCCCUAUCUCGUUCAAACCUUGUUUCUCCUUCUCGCGCCGGCCCUUCUUGCAGCCUCAAUCUACAUGCUUCUCGGACGCAUCAUCCUGAUUCUACGCGCAGAAUCCCACGCCAUUCUCCCGAAGAGGUGGCUAACCAAGACCUUCGUCACAGGCGAUGUACUCUCGUUCUUUCUACAAGGUGCUGGAGGCGGCAUCCAAUCCAGCGGCAGCCUCUCUGGCAUGCAAAUCGGCGAACACAUUAUCAUCGCUGGCCUCUUCGUGCAGAUCUUCUUCUUUGGCUUCUUCAUCGUCACGGCCGGGGCGUUCGACCGGAAACUGAAGAAAUACCCUAUUCCGCGGUGCCGCGACCCGUCGAUCCCUUGGAGGAAGCACCUCAACAUUCUGUACAUUACCAGUUUCUUGAUUAUGGUGCGGUCGGUCUUUCGACUGGUUGAGUACCUGCAGGGUAAUAAUGGGUACGUGCUUCAUCACGAGAUAUGUUUGUAUCUUUUGGAUGCGGUGUUGAUCUUCAUGGCUAUGGUUGUGUUUAACGUGUUUCAUCCGAGUGAGAUUACUCAUCUUCUGCAUGGGAGUGAGUAUGAGCUGCAGGAAACGGUCGAUAAGCAUGUUCUUUGAGCUUUGAGUGGUUUGUUAGGGAAAAGGCGAUGGGGCAGUGAGGUGAGAAUGUCA